GGAGUACUCGAAUGUUGUUUAGACACAGGCAGGUCGUCGUUAUUUGUUUUAUUCGGGCACCAAAACCAAAUAUCGAUCUGACGGAGAUUUUUAAUUCCAUCUGCGCGUGUAGCUGCUUUACACAUCCUGUUAAAAGAAGCUGAAGUGAGCAUGCACAUCUCGGCAUAAAGGGCAUCCGUGGCUCCACCACGCCCCUUGAGGCCCCUUAAUUUGUACACCGGUAUCAAAUCACUUGGUGGAGUUCGUAAACGGCUGUCCUUCGAGUCCAAUACUGCAUUUUAGAAAGACACCACGCUGUGGAGCUGGAGACAAUGGAAGAAGUGACUGUUAUCCUAGUGUAUUUGGGGAUUAUGGCGUUUGCCAACAAAUUGGAGGCAGUGACGAGCGAUUUGGACCUGAUUCUCGAGAGUGGACAUCUUAUAAUUGAUACUGAUGACGCAACAAUGAUGUACUUCAACGAAGUCGAUGAAGGAACCGCCACGAGUACCAUUCUGUACAAUGAAACGGUGGUUUCGUACCUCGCCAUGACCGAUAACUCGACAACACCACAGGCCGACACUUCCACUUCAACUUUCUCCCACUGGAAUGUCAGUUUGACCAAGGUGAAGACAGAUGCGGACGAAACCACCCCGAAAGUGAAUGAAGAGUUAACAUCUGCUGACGGUUUGUCGACAUUAAGCGAAAACAUUACUUCGGUCAAGGCAACUCCCAGUAGUACGUCAAGCAACCAGUCUAUCGAAACAUCGACUCCUGAUGUGGAAACUCCUGGGAGUACUUCAGGCAACACAAACCAAUCCGCCGAAACUUCAACUUCUGAUCAUAAGCCGAUCUUUGGUAAUAGUACUGAUGUACCCAUCAACUCAUCAGAAGUUUACACAAGCCUUUCGCGACUCAGCAACGCAAGCUCGACACCGUUACUGUCGGAUACUUACAAGUUGUUAUUCCAAGGGACUUUGAAGAAUGUAACUUACAAAGAUACUGGAAGCGGCGAGGAAUGGAAUUACUCUAUCGCGAUUUUCUCUACGCAAGGGUCCAUUGAACUCAAAGGAAACUUGACAAUUUCGGUGAUUGGAGGAAAUGCUCUCCGUUUUCAGAGCAAAGAGGGAAAUAUCCUGAUAGGAUCCGACAUCAACUUAAACGGACGCGAAGGAAUUAGCAUGCUUGUCGGAGGCUUUCAAGGUCUCCCGAGUCCUGGAGGGGGUGCGGAUGACAGCUCAGUGCCGGGUGGGGCCGGGCAUGGAGGGCACGGUGGGGGCAGCUUUCGGGAGAGCCAAACCCAGCCAUGCAGUUGGGGUCGAGUUGACCAAUCACCGUCAGAUGCGACGUCGAUUCAAUCCUCCACUUCUUUAGAGACUGAGGGGACGACUCACAAGCAAACAGCGAACACGCCCUUGGAGGCAAACUACACGACAGCUUGGAAUGACACCCUCGCAACAGCCAAUGGCGAUAACAUGACUGGGACUACGAGGACGGAAAUGACGGGGUCGCUAAUAAGUCAAACCGACACGUCCAGUCCGUCCGGGGUAACCGUAAGCCACCUUUUGAAUGAUUCAACACUAGACUGGAAAACUGUCAGCAAAACUCUGCAUCUGAACACCACGGAACUUUUUCCGGGCAUAACCGAUGUUUCCAUCACGACUAACCUCACAGAGAAGCUGAACAGCACCCUUCCAAAUGAUGACAGCGACACGACCUUAGAAUCAACCGUCAUGUUGACAGAUCCGAUUAACUCUACCUCAACAGAUCUUGCCGCAACAACUACAGAUACACCAACAGGGGGCGAUGAAAUCUUGUACCGCUGUACGUACGGGUUCCCAUAUCUGCUAGAAAGCUAUCGUCAUUUAUUGGGUGGGAGUCCAGGAGGUAUCGCAAGCCAAGGUGUAGCGCGAAUGGGUGGUGGGGGAGCUAUUGAAUUCCGGGCACGGAAAGGAAGUGUAACCAUCGAUGCGCUUGUGACCGCAAGGGGGCAGUCUGUGUCAAAACCAGAACCUGGAGAUGCGCCAUGCAGGGGAGGAGGCAGCGGUGGUCUCAUCCGCGUGCGAGCAAAGGCAGUGCUCGUCACGCCACGUGGUUCCCUGGUGGUCUCUGGUGGUGACGGCAGCACCGUGGGAUGCGGAGGCGACGCGGCCGGUGGUGGUGCCGGUGGCGUCAUCCAGAUUAAGGUCAGCGAAAUGAUAGAGAGUCACCAAAGCUUCUUGCUGAGCGGAGGAUUUGGAUCUUCUUGCUCGGGCCAGGAUGGGUUUUUGUCCGUUGUCAUUGAGGGAGGUAGUGGUGGCGGUGAUGGGGGGUGUCAGUGCAAUACUGGCCCACCACCAUUUCCCCCCUUCAAUCCCAGUCCAAGUAGCAUGUCUACACCAGCUGCUGAAAUCACCCAUGCUGCAUUACUCACGAACAGCCCGACCGACAUGACAACAUUUCUUCCGAAGGACAUGACACCAGACGAGGCAGCAGAUUAUCUAAAGGAUAUUUUCACUGCGGAUGCCAACUUAACCAAUGCAACUACGUCGACCGAGGCAGCCCAAAUUAUGGGCAAUAUUGAACAAAUUGGAUUAAAGUUUGGAAGAAUACUCGCAAAGAGACGGGAGCCGGGAGAAACGAUCAACAUCACCGUCAUCUCGGAGGAACUAGCAAUGCAGCUUGAUAUCCUGGAGGCCAGCUCCUUUUCCGGACAUAUCAUUCCUGGGCCGGAUCUGAAAUCUUCAAAUGCAACGUCUCGGCCAGGGGCUAUCACGAUACAUCAGUCGGUCUUACCUACCAAGGCAACAGGAAGUGUCAUCAUUGUUGGGACAUUCUACGUGAGAAUGGAGCAGUUCUUGUCCGGUGCACUUGCUACGCCCUCGGGGUUAGAGGCAGGGUAUGAUAUAAAUAGUGUCGUGCUGAGUGCUACUCUGGAAUUGACGGACAACUCACCAAACUUCAUUGGAGGAGUUAGUAUAGCAGCUGCCAACCAUGAGAAAUCGACUGGACGAAAUACACUCUGUGCCUUUUGGAAUUUUUCCCAGCAUAAUGACUUUGGCGGUGCUUGGUCAACAUCCGGGUGUUCUGUCAAUGUGUCCAAUGGCACAUACACUGUGUGUACUUGCGACCACCUGACCAAUUUCGCCGUGCUUCUCAAGCCGACAGAUUUUAUCUUACCGCCUGGACAUGAGAGGGCGCUCGAAAUUCUCACCUAUGUUGGUCUUGGACUGUCUCUUGCCUGCCUUGUGGUGGCGCUUGUCACUUUAGCAGCCCUCCUCAGAAGUCUGAAGAACACCGAUUCAGCGGUCAUUCAUCUCAACCUCGUCAUCGCGCUGACUGUAGCCGAUUUCUUUUUCCUUGUUGGGGCGAGUGACACUGGUAAUAAGGUUUGGUGUAAGACGGUGGCUGGCAUACUCCAUUACACGUACACCGUGACAUUCAUGUGGAUGCUGAUGGAGGGCAUUUACCUCUACAUCCGGGUCGUGCAUAUCCUUCAUCAGCCCUCCAGAACUACUCUGAAAUACUUUUUCCUUGCUGCUUGGGGGUUACCGAUAGUGAUCGUUUCGGCAACGGUCCUAGCAAGACCAGAGAGCUACGGAUCCGACCAGGCCUGCUGGCUUGAUACUGCGAAUGGCGCCAUUUGGGCCUUUGCAGGACCAGUGCUUGUUAUCAUCGGGGUAAAUAUUGUCUUCUUGGCUGUGGUGAUGGUUCGGUUUGUUUCAGUCAAGAGUAUUGCCAAGCAAUCAAAGUGGAAACAAACCAGAAAGACUACUAGAGCUGCUGUGAUUCUCCUGCCGUUGCUUGGCAUCUCUUGGCUGUUUGGCUUGUUGUCUGUUGACAAAAACACCCUGAUCUUCAUGUAUCUUUUCGUCAUAUUCAACUCUCUCCAGGGGGUUUUCAUAUUUGUAUUCCACUGUCUGACGAAUGAUGACGUCAUUUCAACUAUUCGCAUCAAGCUCAGGAAGUCUCGCAGCCGUUUUGACUUUCAUCACUCCUGGCCGAAUGGAAUUAAAACUGCAUUCACACGAAGUCCAGUGAAGAAAAAGAAGAAAAAUUCAGUUCACCCGUCUACACAAACAAGCAUAACUCUCUUGGAUCGGUCAUCAUUCCCAAGCAAUGUGGGCCAUUGGACUGAUGUAAAACAGCGUGCCUUCUAACGGAAAACUAUCGCAUCUACUUUGUCUUUAUGAUAUAUUAAAUAUAUCGUUAAACUCGUGCAAGAAUAAUUUGUCGCUUGAAUGUUUGCUUUGUAUGAGAUAGAAAGCAUUACCGACUGGUAGGGCCUAUUAUUUUAGAUUCGUGCAAGUAGCAGAUUAUUUUUUAAAGAAUGAGAACAUUUUUCUCGGAAUCUUCUAAUGUUCUAUACAUCAUUAUUUCGCUUUUACACUCUAUUUAAAAAUUCAACAUUAGCAUUGUUUUCUUAGCACAAAAAAUCAUGAAAAAAUUUCCUUCAGGAGAGUCUGUGUACUUUUCUUUUGAUGUUAUAUCUUUUACUUGAUUAGUAAUAAUCAGCGGAUAAUGAGAAACGUUGGAAUGUUUUAUAUGCAGUGGUUUAGACACAUGAAGAAUGUGUACAUGAACGCCGGAAUGGUAAUUACGCAAUCCAUUUCAUAGAAAUGAAUAAGUUUCCUGAUCGAGUGAUAGCUCCAUCAAAAGAUGUACCAUUUUAAAAGUAAUAUAGUGUGUAUGUUUCAAAAGUUGGUUAUGUGUUUCAUGAUAAAUUGUUUACAGUUGCCAGCAGAGAAGCAUCGUUCAUUGUAUGGGUUUCAGUUAGUGAAACCAGAAUCAUACAUUAUCAACUGCGUGGGUUCGUGAAGCUUUACUCAAAGCGUGUAGGCCUACUGUCUGUUUUAAGCUGAAAACACUGACUGAGGAAGAAUAGACGAAGUUCAGGGUGUAAUUGUUGUGAUAACGAAACGUUUGGAAAUCGAAAAAGCUACAAAAGACCUGACAAUUUUAGAGAGAUUCUGGUAGGAUCGAAACGUUAGGCCCUUUAAUGUUUUUCAACUCAUUGUUUUAGCACCCUAUAGCCAGCAAGUAGUAUGCAGUAGUUUCAUAAGACAGCCUGAACCUGCGGCAAAGUGCAAAUGUUUGCGCAAAAAACGCCUUUAAUUAAUGAGGUGAUACCAAAGGUUUACAGAACUUGUAAAUUAGUCCUAGUGUGUAGAAUCCGUCCCACCAUUCCCCUCCAAUGCACAUAUAUAAUCUGUGUGUUUUAGCAAAUGUUAUUCUUCUGAUUCUGAUGUUGUCGGUGGUUUAAUGCACUUUAAGUGGAACAAGACUUUUAUCUGCAUAAAAUAAUUAGAAUUUAUAGCGUCUAACUUUACUGUUUAUUUAUAUAUUUAAUUUAGUGUUACUUCAUUACUUACUUCAAUUCACUUAAGUGCCUAUGCACAAUGUUUUCCCGCCUAUUCAAACGUGGGAUGACGCGUCCAUCAAUUGUAGUCAUAAACCCAAGAUUGAUUUAGCGGAACUUGAUCGGAACAGUACGCGAAUUUGUAUCCCGGUAGAAGUCUUUCCCGCCCUAGGCACGGUUGGCAAAGCUCGCGCUCCUUGCGUGUACUUUGGCUUGAACUUUGAACCCCGUCAUGAUUCAAUGAUUAUAAUAAAGCAGUGAGCCUUGGAGUCAAGAGGGACGCUGAUAAGGUGCCCUGGGAAAAAUUUGUGAUCAAAAAAAAGGGAAGGUGAAGAAACGAAAACAAAACAAAACUGGAAAGAAGAAGACAUGACUGUUUUCAUGAAAAUGCCUGUUUCAUGAAAAAUUGACCUCCCUGCCCUAAUGGUAUGUUAGUCUGCUACUCAUCAGUGCUUUUCCCUCCCUAACCCCAAACAGAAAUCUUCUUAAGAAAAUAAUAGACGUGAAUCCAUGCUUACCAAUGAUGUCUUCUUUCACUUUUCAUAUCUGACCAGGAUAAAAAAUGACUUUUUAAGUCGUAGUUCACAAAAGACUUUUAUACACCUCGUAAUGUCCUGUCCCUUGUCCAUGUCAUAAAGAUUAAAUUGAAUGUUUAUGUCACUGGAAUGUCUGUUUGAAAUGUCUCUUGUGUAUGUGUGCAUCACGUAUUACACCUGAAGCGAACAUGCAGUGGUCCGUAUCAAUAACAUAUGUUUACACCCCUUGAGCAGAAUCAUGCUGAAUAAAAUAGUACCUACCUUCCCACUUUUCGCAAAUGUACGAAAGCCCAAUCGUGCCACUGAAAGAAAAAUAAAAUCAGUGGUCAACUAAUUCGUAAUAACGAAUUACUAAUUCGCUAUUACUAUCUACUAAUCCGUCAUUACGAAUCCGUUGGUACGAAUUACGUAUUCGUGGUGUUAGUAAUCCGUAAUAACAAAUUAGUAAUCCGUAAUUGCGGAUUGUUGAUUUGUAACAACAGAUUGAUAAUUGGUAAUAACGGAUUAAUUUCCAAAGAUUUUUUUUCUUUUGUGUGGCACGAUUUGGCUUUCGUACAAAUGGCACUGUCUUCUUCGCAUCUUCCUCGAAAUAUCAUGUAAUUUAUUUUUUGUAAAGCCGGAUUAUACUUCGGCGGUAUAAAAUCUGGUGAUAACUUUAUUGUG
This is a messenger RNA of Acanthaster planci (crown-of-thorns starfish), 6513 nucleotides long. RefSeq lists its product as uncharacterized. Gene Ontology annotation, biological process: cell surface receptor signaling pathway; adenylate cyclase-activating G protein-coupled receptor signaling pathway. Lineage: Eukaryota; Metazoa; Echinodermata; Asteroidea; Valvatida; Acanthasteridae. The record is from RefSeq and is a predicted model, not a curated record. Gene Ontology annotation, molecular function: G protein-coupled receptor activity. Gene Ontology annotation, cellular component: plasma membrane.